UGGCGAGGGGAGGGAGGGUGGGUCAGGAGCCCCCCCACCCACCUUGCGGAGCUCGGGGCCGCGCGAGGGGCGGUUGUCUGGGGGAGGGGGCGCGGGGUGAUUCAGCGCCCGGCGAGGCGGAAGCGGCCACAGGAGGAGGAGGAGGGGAGCACCCGUCUGCGCCUGGGCUCCGGGGGUGGCACGAGCCCGCGGCCCGAGUGCGAGGCGGAGGCGAGGAGGCCGCGGGGACGGGAGGCGAGGCCGGCCGGGCCCCCGAAGCCAUGGAGAACGCGCACACAAAGACGGUGGAGGAGGUGCUGGGCCACUUCGGCGUCAACGAGAGUACGGGGCUGAGCCUGGAGCAGGUCAAGAAGCUUAAGGAGAGAUGGGGCUCCAACGAGUUACCGGCUGAAGAAGGAAAAACCUUGCUGGAACUUGUGAUUGAGCAGUUUGAAGACUUGCUAGUUAGGAUUUUAUUACUGGCAGCAUGUAUAUCUUUUGUUUUGGCUUGGUUUGAAGAAGGUGAAGAAACAAUUACAGCCUUUGUAGAACCUUUUGUAAUUUUACUCAUAUUAGUAGCCAAUGCAAUUGUGGGUGUGUGGCAGGAAAGAAAUGCUGAAAAUGCCAUCGAAGCCCUUAAGGAAUAUGAGCCUGAAAUGGGCAAAGUGUAUCGACAGGACAGAAAGAGUGUACAGCGGAUUAAAGCUAAAGACAUAGUUCCUGGUGAUAUUGUAGAAAUUGCUGUUGGUGACAAAGUUCCUGCUGAUAUAAGGUUAACUUCCAUCAAAUCUACCACACUAAGAGUUGACCAGUCAAUUCUCACAGGUGAAUCUGUCUCUGUCAUCAAGCACACUGAUCCCGUCCCUGACCCACGAGCUGUCAACCAAGAUAAAAAGAACAUGCUGUUUUCUGGUACAAACAUUGCUGCUGGGAAAGCUAUGGGAGUGGUGGUAGCAACUGGAGUUAACACUGAAAUUGGCAAGAUCCGGGAUGAAAUGGUGGCAACAGAGCAGGAGAGAACACCUCUUCAGCAAAAACUAGAUGAAUUUGGGGAACAGCUUUCCAAAGUCAUCUCCCUUAUUUGCAUUGCAGUCUGGAUCAUAAAUAUUGGGCACUUCAAUGACCCGGUUCAUGGAGGGUCCUGGAUCAGAGGUGCUAUUUACUACUUUAAAAUUGCAGUGGCCCUGGCUGUAGCAGCCAUUCCUGAAGGUCUGCCUGCAGUCAUCACCACCUGCCUGGCUCUUGGAACUCGCAGAAUGGCAAAGAAAAAUGCCAUUGUUCGAAGCCUCCCGUCUGUGGAAACCCUUGGUUGUACUUCUGUUAUCUGCUCGGACAAGACUGGUACACUUACAACAAACCAGAUGUCAGUCUGCAGGAUGUUCAUUCUAGACAGAGUGGAAGGUGAUACUUGUUCCCUUAAUGAGUUUACCAUAACUGGGUCAACUUAUGCACCUAUUGGAGAAGUGCAUAAAGAUGAUAAACCAGUGAAAUGUCACCAGUAUGAUGGUCUGGUAGAAUUAGCAACAAUUUGUGCUCUUUGUAAUGACUCUGCUUUGGAUUACAAUGAGGCAAAGGGUGUGUAUGAAAAAGUUGGAGAAGCUACAGAGACUGCUCUCACUUGCCUAGUAGAGAAGAUGAAUGUAUUUGAUACUGAAUUGAAGGGUCUUUCUAAAAUAGAACGUGCAAAUGCCUGCAACUCAGUCAUUAAACAGCUGAUGAAAAAGGAAUUCACUCUAGAGUUUUCACGUGACAGAAAGUCAAUGUCGGUUUACUGUACACCAAAUAAACCAAGCAGGACAUCAAUGAGCAAGAUGUUUGUAAAGGGUGCUCCUGAAGGUGUCAUUGACAGGUGCACCCACAUUCGAGUUGGAAGUACUAAGGUUCCUAUGACCUCUGGAGUCAAACAGAAGAUCAUGUCUGUCAUUCGAGAGUGGGGUAGUGGUAGCGACACACUGCGAUGCCUGGCCCUGGCCACUCAUGACAACCCACUGAGAAGAGAAGAAAUGCACCUUGAGGACUCUGCCAACUUUAUUAAAUAUGAGACCAAUCUGACCUUCGUUGGCUGUGUGGGCAUGCUGGAUCCUCCGAGAAUCGAGGUGGCCUCCUCCGUGAAGCUGUGUCGGCAAGCAGGCAUCCGGGUCAUCAUGAUCACUGGGGACAACAAGGGCACUGCUGUGGCCAUCUGUCGCCGCAUCGGCAUCUUCAGGCAGGAUGAGGACGUGACGUCAAAAGCUUUCACAGGCCGGGAAUUUGAUGAACUCAACCCCUCCGCCCAGCGAGACGCCUGCCUGAAUGCCCGCUGUUUUGCUCGAGUUGAACCCUCCCACAAGUCUAAAAUCGUAGAAUUUCUUCAGUCUUUUGAUGAGAUUACAGCUAUGACUGGCGAUGGCGUGAACGAUGCUCCUGCUCUGAAGAAAGCCGAGAUUGGCAUUGCUAUGGGCUCUGGCACUGCGGUGGCUAAAACCGCCUCUGAGAUGGUCUUGGCAGAUGACAACUUCUCCACCAUCGUGGCUGCCGUUGAGGAGGGGCGGGCAAUCUACAACAACAUGAAACAGUUCAUCCGCUACCUCAUCUCGUCCAACGUCGGGGAAGUUGUCUGUAUUUUCCUGACAGCAGCCCUUGGAUUUCCCGAGGCUUUGAUUCCUGUUCAGCUGCUCUGGGUCAAUCUGGUGACAGAUGGCCUGCCUGCCACUGCACUGGGGUUCAACCCUCCUGAUCUGGACAUCAUGAAUAAACCUCCCCGGAACCCAAAGGAACCAUUGAUCAGCGGGUGGCUGUUUUUCCGUUACUUGGCUAUUGGCUGUUACGUUGGCGCUGCUACCGUGGGUGCUGCUGCAUGGUGGUUCAUUGCUGCUGACGGUGGUCCAAGAGUGUCCUUCUACCAGCUGAGUCAUUUCCUACAGUGUAAAGAGGACAACCCGGACUUCGAAGGCGUGGAUUGUGCAAUCUUUGAAUCCCCAUACCCGAUGACAAUGGCGCUGUCUGUUCUAGUAACUAUAGAAAUGUGUAACGCCCUCAACAGCUUGUCCGAAAACCAGUCCUUGCUGAGGAUGCCCCCCUGGGAGAACAUCUGGCUCGUGGGCUCCAUCUGCCUGUCCAUGUCACUCCACUUCCUGAUCCUCUAUGUCGAACCCUUGCCACUCAUCUUCCAGAUCACACCGCUGAACGUGACCCAGUGGCUGAUGGUGCUGAAAAUCUCCUUGCCCGUGAUUCUCAUGGACGAGACGCUCAAGUUUGUGGCCCGCAACUACCUGGAACCUGGUAAAGAGUGUGUGCAGCCUGCCACCAAAUCCUGCUCGUUCUCGGCAUGCACCGAUGGGAUUUCCUGGCCGUUUGUGCUGCUCAUAAUGCCCCUGGUGAUCUGGGUCUAUAGCACAGACACUAACUUUAGCGAUAUGUUCUGGUCUUGACUGACAGUUUUCCAUAAAGAAGAUGUUUAACUUAAUUAAUUUUUUUAUUGUUUAAAGCAACUGUCUAUUUCUGCUGAAUUUUCACAUGAACAUACUGGCUGGUGACGGAGGUUUCAUACUCUAGAUUUUGUUUUGCUUUUUCUGACUCCAGUGGGGCAAGAUUUUCCUUUUUUAUACACAUAAUUAAAGUGUCCAUUGACAUGUACAGAGAACUAACACUAUUUUAUGCAAAUAUUUUUUUGUAGAUGAAAAAGCAUGUACAGUGUUCUGUUUAAUACUCAUCCUUGUAUAAAAAAAAUAGUUGAGCCAGCAGACAUUGUCAGCAAAUUAAUUGGCAGCAGAUUUUAGGAAAUGAAUGUGUGUGGUUUUUUUUCUAAAACUAAAUAGCAUGUAUUGUGUCUUUUGCAUGAUGAUCUGGAUUUAAUCUGAUAUCACAGUCUAAUUUUUAUUCAUAAGCCAAUUUUUCUGCACUGAGCAGAGUCUUGCUACCUCAGUCAGUAUUGUUUUGGUUUGCUACUUCCCUCACCCACUUUGGCCUCCGUUCACCCCACCCCACCCCCACCUCUCCCCACCUUACCCCCGCCCUGCUUGGCUUCCUCUUUAGGAUUGUGAUGGUUCGUUCUGUUUACAUCAGUUUUAACGAGAGGUAUGCCUGUACUCGCUUGUGCAGAAAACAUUGUUCCAGAUUCAAUCGACUGGGUUUAUGUCCCUUCACAUAGUUUUUAAGGUUAUUUAUUUAAAUGUCUAAUGUAUUUUAUUGUAACAGACAUUGUUUUGCCAACAUUGCCUAUUUCAGUGGCACGUCACAAUCUAGUUUUAAAAAAAUAAAACAUUUUAAAUGGACAGAGAAAAA
Messenger RNA from Pongo pygmaeus (Bornean orangutan), 4242 nucleotides. RefSeq names its product ATPase sarcoplasmic/endoplasmic reticulum Ca2+ transporting 2 (gene ATP2A2). Bases 261 to 3389 code for a protein of 1042 amino acids. Gene Ontology annotation, molecular function: P-type calcium transporter activity; ATP binding; ATP hydrolysis activity. Gene Ontology annotation, biological process: calcium ion transport. The record is from RefSeq and is a predicted model, not a curated record. NCBI's taxonomy places the organism in Eukaryota, Metazoa, Chordata, Mammalia, Primates, Hominidae. The transcript is spliced from 20 exons. Gene Ontology annotation, cellular component: membrane.